Schizosaccharomyces japonicus yFS275 is the source of this 708-nucleotide messenger RNA. RefSeq lists its product as hypothetical. Gene Ontology annotation, molecular function: ornithine decarboxylase inhibitor activity. The coding region runs from base 1 to 708 and encodes 235 amino acids. The record is from RefSeq and is a predicted model, not a curated record. The transcript is spliced from 2 exons. Lineage: Eukaryota; Fungi; Ascomycota; Schizosaccharomycetes; Schizosaccharomycetales; Schizosaccharomycetaceae.
AUGGCUUUUAGAAAUCCAAUUUAUCAAUUGUCUAAUACAGAAGACUUAAAUUUAGACAUCAUCAAUGCCCCGAGCUUAGAGAAUCGCCGCCGGAGCAGCGCUACGUUGGCUGUUUGCACUACGGAGGACUCAAAAUUCUUACCCUCGAAACGGCUGCUUCGAAGGCGCCGCCAUGUACCUCGUUGGAUUAGUGACAGUUUUCGAACGUGUUUGCCCAAGUCAUCCGGCAAUUUGAAGGAACAGGCGGUAGAUGAACAGGAUGACAACAAUAAUACGGCGAAAUCAAGCAAAGACAGACCCCCUCAACAUUCUACACUCCCACUACAAUCCAAGCUUCAACCGUCGUUGGACCGGAAUCCGUGUAGAAAUGGACAAGCCGAUGAAGCACUACGGAAUAAACGCAUCGGCAUCGCUGAACCGUCCAACUACUGGCACGGGAUCAUUGAAGAGACUUAUGAUGAACAUCAUCAGCGCCAACGGAACCUCCAUCUUAUACCCGAGAACUGGCAGGAUGUAAAUUUGAAAAAUGGUCUCGUUGCCAUCAUUGACCUUGCUACCGAUCACCUGCAGUGCUCCAAGUUAAUUAUUUAUGUUGAUAAGCAUCUGCCUAAUCUGCCCUACCUCGUCAAGAGUUUCCACUGGGUGGGUUUCGAACCGAUUGCCCAUCCUAAUUGUGUCGACCACGCCGUUUUCGGUAUGGAUCUCUAG